Molecule: messenger RNA, 1293 nt
Organism: Lachnellula hyalina
Lineage: Eukaryota; Fungi; Ascomycota; Leotiomycetes; Helotiales; Lachnaceae
Product: putative aminotransferase
Exons: 4
Coding region: 1-1293 (430 amino acids)
Biological process (GO): biosynthetic process; amino acid metabolic process
Molecular function (GO): pyridoxal phosphate binding; transaminase activity
Source: RefSeq, a predicted model, not a curated record
AUGGAGGCGUAUGGGCUUUCACGGCGUGGUGCUGCAAAUGUCGAGGCCAUUUGGCCGCGAAUCAGUACUGCUGCCACUGAAAGGGAGCGGGCAACGGAAGAUUCUUACAUUGACGUGUCGACUUCUGAAAAUUGGCUCAUCCGAGAAGAGCUCAUCGAACUCUACAAGAAGGCUGUGGAUGAUAAUCUGAGCGGCCGACACCUCUCGUACCCGAAUGGGUUUGCAGGGGAUACAGAACUAUUGGAUGCGUUGGCACAGUUUUUCAAUUCCUACUUCAAGCCUUACAUCCACGUGCUGCCCGGACAGCUUGCAACUGCCCCAGGCGCUGCGUUUUCUCUCGACGCUCUCCUAUACAAUAUUUGUGAAAAGCUCCAAUCGAAUCUAGCUGAUUUGCACUCUGCAGGUGGCUUCGACUGGUUACUGAAUGUCAAGGCCGGUGUACAGCCUGUUUUUGUCACAGUAGAAACUUUUGAUGAUGUAUUGACCUCAAAACUAAUCCCGGCUUUGGAAAAUACCCUCACUAGCUCCCCUUAUCCUAUCAAAGGCUUGCUAUUCACAAACCCCCAUAACCCCUUCGGUCAGUGUUAUCCAUCUGCGGUCAUCAUGGAAGUCAUAAAAUUCUGUAAUGCCAAAGGCAUCCAUUUCAUUUCCGACGAGAUAUACGCUCUGUCGAAAUUUGAAUGUCCAGAUGUACCAGAGCCAGUGCCAUUUACAUCAGCAUUGCAGCUCGAUAUUGAGGGCAUGGGAUGUAAUCUUUCGCGUGUACACACGAUUUGGAGCCUGAGCAAAGAUCUAGGCUCAAGUGGUCUACGAAUGGGGUGCUGUGUUACACAGGGGAACAGGCCUUUGGUAACGGGCUUAGCCUUGGUUUCCAACACACAAAUGUCGUCUCUCACAGCAAUUGCUGCUACGAGCCUCCUUAGAUCAACUCAACUCCCAAGCCUUUUAGUGCUUAACUCUGAGCGCCUUGCACAAUCUUAUGAGCGCUUAACCUCGGUGUUGAGAGAACGAGGUGUUUCGUAUAUCCCUUCGAACAUGGGACCCUUUGUCUUUGCAAGGAUAUCACCAACAGCACAGUCAUGGGCUGAGGAGGUUGAAGCGAUGCGAGUUUUCAAAACGGCAGGGGUAGUAAUUUCGGCGGGCCGGGGUUAUCAUGUGGUUGAUGGAGAAAAAGGUUGGGCCAGAAUCAACUUUGCUAUGCCGCCUAAAAUCUUGACCAAAGCUCUCAAACGGCUUAUUAUUGGAUUCGAUGGACUGUCCAUGAAUAGAGAAGCAGAGUCUACCCAGAAGUGA